Molecule: messenger RNA, 318 nt
Organism: Caenorhabditis sp. 36 PRJEB53466
Lineage: Eukaryota; Metazoa; Nematoda; Chromadorea; Rhabditida; Rhabditidae
Source: the annotation of a GenBank genome assembly
AUGAACCGCUUUCUCAGCGACCUUCUCAACUGUUGCGAUCCAGACGAGAAUCCGUGCUCUCGGUGUCUUCGCACGUCUUUUCCCUCACUAAUUGCGCAAUUUGCAGGAAAAAAGAAGUAGUCGAAGACGUCGUUUCGAGCAGCGGAGAUAGUAUGGCAACAGCGGCGGGACAACGGAGCAAGACGCCGCCGAAACACAGCAAUCUUCUGAAGACGUUGAGCAUCCAGAACUCGAUCGACGUCUCCAAUAAUGAGAUGGUUAGUGUUAAAUUGGGUCGGAAGGCUCAGAUUUCGAAAAAGUUAUUUUGAUUAGGCUUAG